AGCAGUUUAACUACUCGCCAAUCACACAUAUUCAGCAGUAACGCGUUCUCUAUUCAAAUUAAAAAUUAACAAAAUGUUCAAGUAUAUCGCCUUCGUCCUUUUGGUCCUGGCUGCCGUCGUCCGUGCUGAGCCCAAACCUAGCGUGCUCGCCUACACUGCGCCCGUGGUCGCCGCCGCCGCUCCAGCUGUGGUUACCGCUCAGAGCUCGCAAUACAUUGCACGCAAUUACAAUGGUGUUGCUGCUGCCCCCGUCGUCGCCGCCGCCUACACCGCACCCGCCGUAGCUGCUGCACCCGUGGCCGCCGCAUAUAGCGCCCCAGUUGCUGCUGCCUACAGUGCUCCCGUUGCCGCUGCUUACAGCGCUUACAGUGCACCAGUCGCUUCUUACGCCUCUUACUACCCUUACAACGCCGCUUACUCCGUGGCUUACUAAAUGUUGGAUCGAAUGUGAAAAGUAAAUCCAUAAUACUACUCAGGGCAAAUCAUAAAUGGACAAAAUGGAAUAAGGCAACUAAAUUGGACUCUUGCUAAGGAAAAAAUUCGUCUAACAGACAAAUUAUAUAGUUUGUGAUAAUUUUAGAGAUUUGUAACCAGUUUUUUUACGGCAUACCUGCAUUGUACAUAUAUUGUUAAUAGGUUAUAUAAACGGAAUAAUAUAAAUCCUCCAACAUUGUUGACUAAAA
Messenger RNA from Bactrocera latifrons, 683 nucleotides. Its product is annotated as cuticle protein 16.5. The transcript is spliced from 2 exons. Lineage: Eukaryota; Metazoa; Arthropoda; Insecta; Diptera; Tephritidae. The record is from RefSeq and is a predicted model, not a curated record. Bases 74 to 433 code for a protein of 119 amino acids.